Papaver somniferum (opium poppy) is the source of this 1952-nucleotide messenger RNA. Its product is annotated as F-box/kelch-repeat protein At3g06240-like. NCBI's taxonomy places the organism in Eukaryota, Viridiplantae, Streptophyta, Magnoliopsida, Ranunculales, Papaveraceae. The record is from RefSeq and is a predicted model, not a curated record. Bases 101 to 1270 code for a protein of 389 amino acids. The transcript is spliced from 2 exons. Gene Ontology annotation, molecular function: protein binding.
UUCACUUUUCUUGCUUUACUCUCUCCCAAGUCCCAACAACCAAAAUUCCCAAUUUUUCAAACCCUAACACUUUCUUCUCUGUGUAAAUCCUUCUUCUUUAAUGGAGAAUCUCAACAAUCUCCCAACAGAAAUUCUACUAGACAUCAUCACUCGUUUACCAGCUGAUUCGAUUUUAGAUUGCAAAUUAGUUUGCAGAUCAUGGAUGAAUUUUGUUUCUCAUCAUCCGUCAUUCUAUCAAAUGUAUUUAUCUCAUCUUAAUCAAUCAGCUAAUUCUGGUAAGACCCCUUUUCUUGUUAAAUCUAAGAAUCAAGAACUUCAUUAUUUUGAGUAUAACGAGAAUCAUGAUGAAACACUUAAUCAUAGAACUAGAAGGUUCAAUUUAACCCUUCCAUAUACAUCUGAUUGUAUCGUUAUUGGUUCGAUUAAUGGGUUAGUCUGUCUCUAUAAAGCUGAUCAUACUCCUGUAAUUUGUAAUCCCCUGACAAGAAAAUAUGUUGUUCUUCCAAAAUGUAAGAGACGGUCUGGUGAAUCUGGUGAUAAGUAUAUUCAUAUUUCGAGUGGAUUUGGUUAUCUUCCUUUGACCAACGAGUAUAAAAUUGUUGUACUGAAUGCAUCAGAUGGAGAAAUUGAUUUUACAGAUGUUGUGGUAUACACUCUUGGCAGUGGCAAUGGGUGGAGAAAUGUUGGGAGGUUGGAGUUUCCGUCUCACAAUCGAUUAUGUUAUAAUGAAACUGGUGUUUACGCAAACGGAGCUCUUCAUUGGAAGGAAAAUGAUGAAAACGGAAGGGUUAUGGUUUUCGAUUUGACUGAGGAAAAGUUUGGUGAACUUCUUGCACCACCUCCUGUGCAACCAGAUGGUAUACGGCUUAACUAUGUUAUCGGUGAGUUGGGCGGGGUUUUGUAUUAUUCCAUCUAUUACUUCAGUGGAGGCAUACGUUCUGAUAUAUGGCUACUGAAAGUGAAGAAGGAUAUUCGUGACAUGAAAGAGCAGGUGGAACAUGAGUCAUUGGGUUGGAGUAAAGCGUUUACUCUUCCUGGAAAAGAACCAUUAGCCUUUACCAAGAAUGGUGGUCUGUUAUGUUACGCUUAUAGCUCUCUCAACAUUUAUGAUGCAACAACUUCAACCUCAAAAAAGCUUGUGGAUUUUGGUGCAUUUAGUCAAAUAUACUCUCACAAGAACACCUUAGUUUCCGUGAAAGAAUUCGGAGAAGAAGAUAUAAAAGUAAUGGAGUCAGCUGAAACUGAGGAGACAAAAACCCGUGAUUUGUAGACAAAGCAGCUAGCAAGAUGAGAUCCCUGGAUACACUUAUUAACUGCAUUCCUGGUCAUACUGUUUCAUUCUGGAAAGAGCUUGAUUCAUCGAAGUAGAUGUGGAAGAAGAGGCUGGAGCUGCAGGUUGAGGAAGCCAGUGUUGCUGCUAUCUGAUAUGUAUAUGCUGGUUGUGAUUGCGAGAUUGCAGAAAGGGGAUUCACUUUAACUGGUUAUCAUGUCUGAUAAACCCACCUUACCAGUUACCACGCACAGUACUUCAAAAGGAUUUUGCGGAUCCUCAGUUGUAUCCAGUUUUCACACUGUUUAACUCUAGGUCAGUCGGAUUCCGAUUUGCGGAUCCUCAGUUGCAUCCAGUUUUCACACUGUUUAAGUCUAGGUCAGUCGGAUUCCAAUUUGCAUCAUUUUGAAAGGAUAUGUGUGGUUCCCAUGUCGUAGCGUCUGUCCUUCGUCUUGACUUAUUUAGUUUCAAGUUGUGUCGCACCUUCUAUUGUGCCUGCCGUUCUAAGUUUGUCUGCAAAUAAUCAUGAAAAGGUCUAUUUCCAAUGUGUUUAUGAAAACUUUAUGCUAUUACCCCCUGAAGCAUCUCUUUGAAUUGUAUCCGGAAGCACAUAAUCUGUGUCCUUUUUCACUUGUCGAUAAGACUGGAAGUUAUAACCAAAUUAUUAAAAGUUUCUGUUUCA